Cyprinodon tularosa is the source of this 1538-nucleotide messenger RNA. RefSeq names its product R-spondin-3-like. NCBI's taxonomy places the organism in Eukaryota, Metazoa, Chordata, Actinopteri, Cyprinodontiformes, Cyprinodontidae. The transcript has 6 exons. The coding region runs from base 1 to 771 and encodes 256 amino acids. The record is from RefSeq and is a predicted model, not a curated record.
AUGACGAAAAUGCAGAUACCAUCAUUAAUCUGGAUGCUGCAGCUCAUGAACGUUUCAAAAGGCCAAAACAGCACAAGUGUGCUGAGAUUUAAACGUAGCGAUCCAGUGGGCAACAGCUGUCAGGCAGGAUGUGCAACAUGCUCGCCUCUGAACGGCUGUCUGUCCUGUAAACCCCGCUUCUUCUUCCACCUGGAACUGGACGGGAUCCAGCAGAGGGGGACGUGUCUGUCCUCCUGUCCCCAAGGUUACUACGGCAUGCGCUCUCCCCAAAUAAGCACUUGCAUCAAGUGCAAGGCAGACUGCGCUUCCUGCUUCAGUGAAAACUUCUGCACACGCUGCCACCCUGGUCGCUUUCUUUUUCGUGGCAAAUGUGAAAGCAGCUGUCCAGACGGACUGACAGCCAGCACAAUGCUGCGGGAAUGCACAGAGUGCCCCGCAGAAUGUGAGCUGUGUGUUGAGAGGAACAAUUGCACAAGGUGCAGAGCAGACAUGUACCAGAUCCAUGGCCAGUGCAACCAAACCUGUCCCAGAGGUUUUGAGCCUGACGUCCAGCUCAUGCAGUGCAUCCCCCCAAUUCAUUGUGAAGUUGGAGAAUGGACGAGUUGGGGACAGUGUGUUCGGAAACAGAACACGACGGUCCACAGGAGGGGAGAGGAAACACGCACACGACAAAUCCUGCAUCCCCCAAGCACCUCCGGGGACCCCUGCCCUCACCUUGCAGAGAUCAGGAAAUGUGCAGCAAAAAAGAAGCAGAAAAUCAGAUUGGAAUGAACUGCGGAUGUAAAUUAUUAGAAACAUUCAAUCGUAUGCCACUUACCUCCAUGUUAAGGACUUUGUAAGAUCUCUACAAUUGAAUUGCUUUUCUUAAGUGUUCCAUUAAAAAGCUCAUUAAUUGUUGGUCCAUUUAGCUUUUUUUUAAAAAAAAAAAAAACAAAAACAAAAAAGAACAAAUAAUUAAAAAAAAGAAGUUCCUGGUAGAGAUUUGAUGAAAUCUCCUAUUUAUCAUGCUGUCAUCCAAAGUACUUCUUUUUUGUUCCUUUUUUUAUUUUUUUUUAUUUUAACAGUUUUAACUACAGCUUUUAUACAGUUCUACAAUAUGGACAAAUAAUGUAAAUGAAAUGAAAAAAGUGUGUGAGGAAUAAAUCUGAUCUUUGCAUGUGGAUGUUGCUCAAUUAGCUGUUUGAGCAUAACCAUUUGUUUUUUUUUUUAUAAUGUAAAAUGUUUUCCUGUAUACAGAUUUUUAUAUAUUUGACAGUCUUUUUUUUGUGUACAGUGUUUUCCACAUGGUGUUGUCUAACCUUAAGUGGGUAGGUCCUGCUAUUUCACAAAUCAUAAACCCAUCAGUGCUAUUUUGUAAUUUGAGAUGCUAUUAAAAAUGGAAAAUAUAUGACCACAAAACAUUUUUUCCCCUUAGAUAUCUGUUCAAACAUAUAGCAAUGGAGAUUAGCACUCACUUACCCUUUCUCCCAAGGAAGUUAAAUACAUGAACAUUCACGUGUAUCAGUUUUUUUGUUUGUUUUCUUGCAAUACAUAAGGUA